AUGACCAAAGAGGUUGAGCAGGACAAACUGUUGAACGUAUUGAAAGAUGUUAAACUCUCCAAGAAAUCGAGGAACUUUCUUCAGCAGAUUCUGAAGAUGAACGAGAAAAUCGUCGGGGAACGCAAGAUGACCGAGAAAAUCGUUGAGGAACCCAAGAAACCCAAGGUGACCGAGAAGGUGACCAAAAAGGCUGACCAGGAGGAACUGUUGAACUUCUUGAAAGAUGUUAAACUCUCCAAGAAAUCGAAGAAUCUUCUCCAGGAGUUACUGAAGGUGGCCGAGAAAAUCGCCGGGGAAUGCAAGGUGCCCGAGAAAGUGACCAAAGAGGUUGAGCAGGACAAACUGUUGAACUUAUUGAAAGAUGUUAAACUCUCCAAGAAAUCGAGGAACUUUCUUCAGCAGAUUCUGAAGGUGAACGAGAAAAUCGUCGGGGAACGCAAGAUGACCGAGAAAAUCGUUGAGGAACCCAAGAUGACCGAGGAAAUCGUGCCCGAGAAAGUGACCAAAGAGGUUGAGCAGGACAAACUGUUGAACUUAUUGAAAGAUGUUAAACUCUCCAAGAAAUCGAGGAACUUUCUUCAGCAGAUUCUGAAGGUGAACGAGAAAAUCGUCGGGGAACGCAAGAUGACCGAGAAAAUCGUUGAGGAACCCAAGGUGCCCGAGAAAGUGACCAAAGAGGUUGAGCAGGACAAACUGUUGAACUUAUUGAAAGAUGUUAAACUCUCCAAGAAAUCGAGGAACUUUCUUCAGCAGAUUCUGAAGGUGAACGAGAAAAUCGUCGGGGAACGCAAGAUGACCGAGAAAAUCGUUGAGGAACCCAAGGUGCCCGAGAAAGUGACCAAAGAGGUUGAGCAGGACAAACUGUUGAACUUAUUGAAAGAUGUUAAACUCUCCAAGAAAUCAAGGAACUUUCUUCAGCAGAUUCUGAAGGUGAACGAGAAAAUCGUCGGGGAACGCAAGAUGACCGAGAAAAUCGUUGAGGAACCCAAGGUGCCCGAGAAAGUGACCAAAGAGGUUGAGCAGGACAAACUGUUGAACUUAUUGAAAGAUGUUAAACUCUCCAAGAAAUCGAGGAACUUUCUUCAGCAGAUUCUGAAGGUGAACGAGAAAAUCGUCGGGGAACGCAAGAUGACCGAGAAAAUCGUUGAGGAACCCAAGGUGCCCGAGAAAGUGACCAAAGAGGUUGAGCAGGACAAACUGUUGAACUUAUUGAAAGAUGUUAAACUCUCCAAGAAAUCAAGGAACUUUCUUCAGCAGAUUCUGAAGGUGAACGAGAAAAUCGUCGGGGAACGCAAGAUGACCGAGAAAAUCGUUGAGGAACCCAAGGCAAAUCCUUUGAGCUACACAGGAUAA
Molecule: messenger RNA, 1353 nt
Organism: Penaeus indicus
Lineage: Eukaryota; Metazoa; Arthropoda; Malacostraca; Decapoda; Penaeidae
Exons: 9
Coding region: 1-1353 (450 amino acids)
Source: RefSeq, a predicted model, not a curated record